AUCAGGUGCAGACACGUUUAUUUCACUGGUAGCAUUUGUUGGUGGCUAUUCUUUCGAUUUUUUACCGCGAGUUUUUCCCCAUAGCUAUUUUAUUAAAUAGGCUAAAAAAACAAUCGGUCUGGCAGGUUUCGUUUAGUUUACUUCAAUGCUAAUGGCCGGGAAAGACCCUCUGAAUAAUGUCACUAGUAUCACAGAUAAAGUGAAUGUGUUGUAAGUGCCUGAGUGUCAUUUGAGAUCAAGAGCACGCGCUCCUGUGCGCUCGCCCACGCGCCUCAGUGUCACUGGCGAUCCGCGCGCUGACAGCCUGCUGCCGCUGCUGCUGCUGGACGGGAACUAUGGAGGAGAAACCCAAAGAUGAGAGCGCCAAAGACCCGCAAACAACGUCCUACCAGAGAAGGAUGUGGAGGAAUUUCCAAGAGAAGACCAAACCGUUUUUGAGCCCCAAACUGGGGUCCGAACGACGCAGCGGCGAUGGUAAAAAAGAAAGCGGGUUGUGGAUGUUUAAAAGAAAGAAGAAACAGGUCUUGGACCGAGUCUUCUCGUCCUCGCAGCCCAAUCUGAGCUGCUCAACUCCGCCGUCUUUCUUAGGCGAUAGGACCCUGUGCGAGCAGCAGGACUCUAGCGCCGGUAAAGGACUCGGGAUGUCACCCCUGGCCGUUGCUGAUGGAGCAUCAGUCAGUAAACCGGAGAUUUCCGUAUCCGCGCAUGGGAGCCCCAAGCUGCUGGUGUCUCAUUUGGUGAUGUCCCAGCAGAAGAGCUCGUCCUUGGGCUCGACGUGCUUCGAGAAGCUGGUGGUGGAUUCGGCAGCAUCCAGUGAGGACGAGCUGGGUAAAAACGCCAGUGACCUGGGCAUCAAUAUUGUGGAGCCAAGUAAUGAAGAACUUCCUCCCCCGUCAAAGCCAGGAAUGUAUCAGCUGGACAUUGUGUUGAAGAAGGGCAAUAAUCUGGCCAUCAGGGACAGGGGAGGGACCAGUGACCCAUAUGUGAAGUUUAAGGUCGCGGGGAAAGAGGUUUUCCGCAGCAAAACAAUCCACAAGAACCUGAACCCAGUAUGGGAUGAGAAAGUCAGUCUGCUGGUGGAGAGUUUGAGAGAGCCGCUCUAUGUGAAGGUCUUUGACUAUGACUUUGGGCUGCAGGAUGAUUUUAUGGGCUCUGCAUAUCUCUAUUUAGAGUCCCUGGAGCACCAAAGGACCUUAGAUGUGAUCCUUGACCUCAAAGAUCCGCACUAUCCCAACCAUGACCUGGGUUCCCUGGAAUUGGCAGUCACACUUAUUCCAAAAGAGGGAGACUUCAGAGAAACAACCAUGCUUAUGAGAAGGAGCUGGAAACGAUCCAGUAAGCAUCAGAGUCUGAGGUUAUCGGACGUUCACAGGAAGGCUCAGCUGUGGAGAGGCAUUGUUAGCAUUAGUCUCAUCGAGGCCCAUGACCUCCAGCCUAUGGACGCCAAUGGCUUAAGUGACCCUUAUGUCAAAUUCAGAAUGGGACAUCAAAAGUACAAAAGUAAGACAAUACCAAAAACACUAAACCCUCAGUGGAGAGAGCAGUUUGACUUCCACCUGUAUGAUGAACAAGGCGGUUUCAUUGACGUCACCCUCUGGGACAAAGAUGCAGGGAAGAAAGAUGACUUCAUGGGCAGGUGCCAGGUGGACCUCUCUCUUCUCUCAAAGGAGUGCACACACAGACUGGACCUGCCUCUGGAGGAGGGUGAGGGGACACUGGUGCUGCUGGUCACGCUCACAGCCUCUGCUGCUGUCUCCAUCGCUGACCUGUCUGGCAACGUAUUGGACGACCCCCACGAGAGGAAGGAGAUUCUCCACAGAUACAGUCUGCUCAGAUCCUUUCACAAUGUUAAAGAUGUGGGCAUGGUGCAGGUGAAGGUGAUCCGGGCAGAGGGGCUGAUGGCAGCUGAUGUUACAGGCAAGAGUGACCCCUUCUGUGUAGUGGAGCUCAGCAACGAUCGGUUACAGACGCACACCGUGUACAAAAACCUCAACCCAGAGUGGAACAAAGUCUUCAUGUUCAACGUGAAAGACAUCCACUCAGUCUUAGAGGUGACUGUCUAUGAUGAAGACAGAGACCGAAGUGCCGACUUCUUGGGCAAAGUGGCUAUACCGUUGUUAAAUAUCCAAAAUGGAGAACGCAAAGCUUACGCCUUGAAAAGCAAGGAACUGACAGGGCCAACCAAAGGGGUCAUCUUUCUCGAAAUAGACGUGAUUUAUAACAUUGUCAAAGCCGGCUUGAGAACUUUGAUUCCCAUCGAGCAGAAAUACAUCGAAGAGGAGCCGCGAGUGUCCAAACAGCUGCUGCUGCAGAACUUCAACAGAGUGAGGCGCUGUAUCUUGUUCCUGAUCAAUGCUGGCUGCUACAUCAACAGCUGCUUUGAGUGGGAGUCUCCUCAGAGGAGCAUCUGUGCCUUUCUGCUUUUCGUUGUGGUCGUGUGGAAUUUUGAGCUCUAUAUGUUCCCGCUGGUUCUCCUGAUGCUGCUGGCCUGGAACUACUUUCUCAUUGCUUCAGGGAAGGACACGAGACAGGGAGAUGUGCAAGCUGUGGAGGAUUUGCUGGAGGACGAGGAGGAAGACUUUGACAGAGAUGACAAGGUGCCGGGCUCAGUGCCCUCCCAGGAUGGCCGGCUGCCGGAAAGCCAUAUCCUUGCGGAUAUUUUGGCUUCCUGGCACUUUGAGUGGAUACGCGUGAUGGUGGACUCGGAGAGAAAGGGUUUCAUGAAUAAGCUGUAUGCCAUUCAGGAUGUGUGUAUCAGUGUGCAGAAUGCUCUGGAUGAAGUGGCCUCCUAUGGUGAGAGGAUAAAGAAUACUUUCAACUGGACUGUGCCUUUCCUCAGCUGGCUGGCCAUAGUGGCCCUGUGUGCGGCCACUCUUGCGGUGUACUUCAUUCCUCUCAGAUACAUUGUACUGGCCUGGGGGGUGAACAAGUUCACCAAAAAACUGCGAGACCCGUACAGCAUCGACAACAAUGAGCUGUUGGACUUCCUGUCCCGAGUGCCCUCCGACGUUCAAGUGGUGCAGUACCGAGAGCUGAAAGUGGAGCCCACUCAAAGCCCAAACAAAAGAAAGAAAAAUAAUCCAGGAUAGCUCCUCUUCUCACACGGAGGCUCUCCCAACGCCAAGAAGACGGAGAGGACUGACUGGCAGCCAGCCUCUUUUUGUCUGUUUCCUCACUCUUUCUCUCUCUGUUCUAGCUGUGGUGCGGAGACUUAAAGAGCACUGUCUGAGUAAAAACAGGACCAUUGUUAAUUACCAUCCGUCCUUUUUGGGUUUAUUUUUUUGGCAAGGGGGGGCGCCAAAAGCUCUUGACCCCUUUUAGAGUCAAACAGUCUGGGUUAUUUGUCAGCGCUUGCCACUAGCCAGACAGCUCUAAGAGCCAAGGUGUCCUUCCACGGCAGCAAAGGGAGCCGCUCUAACCACAAAUAGCAGGAUGAGCUGAUAAUAUACCAACCUGUGGUUACACACCUCUCCUCUACAGAAGGGAAAACGACGGUGGUUAAGUUGCAGUUUCACCCUAUAAUUUGCACUGCACAGUAACUGCCAUAUCUAAAGCUAUCUGCAGCUGUCAAGCAGCAGUUAUCGGAGUCGACAGCUGAGCCCGUUACGGUCCAAUUUAUGACUGUAACUAAAGUGCUCGUGGAAAUGACUCAAAAAACACCCAGUGCCAGUUUGCGAUAUCUUUACGUCAUUUUGAUGUUCUAAUGUAUGUUUUGUUUAACGGUAUGAAUGAUGCAUGCUGGGAUUGUGUUUUGUAAACCUUCUUCAACCCCUAGUAGCCAUGGCAGCAGCAGCGUAGUACUCAUAGUGGGAAUUAGUGUUUACAUACUCUUGCAUCAUUCCCUAUUCAUCCUUUGCUCCCAAAGCACCACACAGUGCCACUCCAAUAAUAAAGAUGUCAGUUUUGGUGACCAGAAUUUUGAUUGUGUGGUGAGCGAUGCACAUCUCAUUUGACAGCAUCUUCCUGUGUCACGUUCCCAUGUGCCGCAACUCUGCCGCCACAUAUACGUCCAUCAGCUGCCCCGUCCGCCCUACAUUGGGCGCCAGCUCGAACUUUGAUCCAAGCACUGAUUUACACAGAAAAAAAAUGGUCGGAAUCUUUUGAAAAAUCCCAAACUUGAAGGGAGAAUAUCUGUGUGUUUUCAUUGCUGUGGAUUGACUACUUGACAAGAAGUCGAUAGUGUGUGACAAGUUGCUUUAGGGCCUCGGGGGGUACCGGAGGGCAGAGGUUUACUGACGCCGGCGUGGAGAAAAAGGAGGACACGGGCUGUUUUUCCAGCGCUCCUCCUGUCAUUCUGCUUUCUUUCCUCUCCCUCAUCCAUCCAUUUGUGAGGGAGGUCACGAAUGGGUCCGUGGGGUGCUCUUGAGGGACCUCUGCGUAGCGAGCGAUGAAAGAUCACAGCACAGGCUCCAUCAGAAAGGACGCUAGCCCUGUCCCUCUGCCUCCCUGCUGACUUCUCAUUUGCCAUAUUGCAUCUAUCAUAUGAAAAGACCAUUGAUUUUUCGGGGGAAUUCCAUUACAAAGACAACACAAUCCCCACUGAGCAGGACACGGACAGUACUUCAGUGAUUUGCAUUAUAAAAAUUAAAAAAAAACACAGUUGAUUUGAACAGCAGAAAGGAUCGUUUUUAAGCCUGAAUGUGUCUCUAUGUACUGUACAUAUUGAUUUAAGUGUUCAGUGGCUUUAUUAUGAAUGGUUCUUGCAUCCCAAAAGCUUUUUGGUUCGUAAAAUUGCACAUGCUAUGUUUGCAAGCAAACCAAAGUGAUUUUUUUUGGGGGGAAAUAUAUAUAUAUAUAUAUAUAUAUAUAUAUAUAUAUAUAUAUAUAUAUAUAUAUAUAAUAGAGACAACUGUGUAGAAUGUCAUUUUUUUCGAUUAAGUGGCAAACGUGAUGAAGGCACUUUCAUUUAUAGCAUAUUUUUUUAACUAUUUAACACAAACCUUUGUUUUUUGUAAAUAUUCUUAUUGUUAAAAAAAAGGCAGAAUAUAUGUGGUCAGAGAAUAUAUGUGAUCAGUUUAUGAAAUGGUGAUGUGUCUGUGUGUCAUUUUAAAACCUGUUGCCUGUGAUGUCAUACUGCUCCAUGUGACUGGCUGAAACACAGUUGGCAGAAUUGUGACAAAAUGUAAACUAAAAUAUGAACUGUAAAUAAUUAUAAUAAUUUAUGUCAUUACUUUUAAAGAUGUUUUGUUUCCUUUUUAUAUAAUUAUUGCUUGCGCUAAUUAAUAAAAAAAAAACUCAAAGCAUGUAAACAA
This is a messenger RNA of Carassius gibelio (silver crucian carp), 5252 nucleotides long. RefSeq names its product multiple C2 and transmembrane domain-containing protein 1. Gene Ontology annotation, cellular component: synaptic vesicle membrane. Gene Ontology annotation, biological process: regulation of neurotransmitter secretion. The record is from RefSeq and is a predicted model, not a curated record. The transcript has 22 exons. NCBI's taxonomy places the organism in Eukaryota, Metazoa, Chordata, Actinopteri, Cypriniformes, Cyprinidae. Bases 336 to 3089 code for a protein of 917 amino acids. Gene Ontology annotation, molecular function: calcium ion binding.